Messenger RNA from Thecamonas trahens ATCC 50062, 3390 nucleotides. Its product is annotated as Ras-specific guanine nucleotide-releasing factor RalGPS1. Gene Ontology annotation, biological process: Ras protein signal transduction; positive regulation of GTPase activity. Gene Ontology annotation, molecular function: guanyl-nucleotide exchange factor activity. Gene Ontology annotation, cellular component: plasma membrane. The record is from RefSeq and is a predicted model, not a curated record. NCBI's taxonomy places the organism in Eukaryota, Apusomonadida, Apusomonadidae. The coding region runs from base 1 to 3390 and encodes 1129 amino acids. The transcript has 2 exons.
AUGGCGAUGGCAGGGCUGGCGAUGGCAGGGCUGGCGAUGGCAGGGCUGGCGAUGGCAGGGCUGGCGAUGGCGGGGCUGAGGAGAGAUGCUGGUACCGGUGCUCUUGAUGUGCAAUCGUUUCUGUCGUUUCCGGUCAUGCCCAAGUCCAUGCCCGCUCUUGACCUGCGGUCGAGCUUCUCAUCGCUGCCGUCGCCGCGGUCGACCAUUGCUGGCGAGCGCAUGCCGUUGCUCAUGCACUAUGGAAUGGAAAGUGCUGGUUUAGAUGGCGGCUUGGCUGGUGCUGACGCUGAUGAUCAUGGCGAUGAUGAUGACGAUGAUGAUGACGACGCCCGUCUGCAGUGGUGGCUCAGCAUACCGGAUAGGAUUCUGGCGUCGACAGGCUUCCGUUGGGCCAUUAUUAUGGGCACCAUCUACGUUAUCUUUGUGGACAACAUCGAGGUGCUGGCCGAGCUGCCGGAUCCGCGAGAUGCCAAUCUUCCGUUCUUCCUUCUCCUGCUCAAGCUUGUUGUUUUUGUCAUGUUUGUGGUAGAGAUGGCGGUGACGGCGAUUGUGCGCGGGCGCGAGUACCUCACCUCGUUCUUUUUCAUCCUCGAUGCAGUGACUCUACUCUCGUUUGCGCCCGACUUUGCGGCGCUGUUUGGCGUCGACUUGCUCUCGUCGGCGUCGUUCAAGCUGGCCAAGGCUGGGCGGGAGGCGCGGGUGUCUGCGCGGGCAGCACGGCUGCUCACACUGGUUCGUAUCGAGAAGAUCGUCAAGCAGCAGCCACACCCAGUGGACGCGCUCGACGAAGCGGUGCCGGGCGCUGGUGACGAGGCUGUCGGGAUGAACACCUCGUUCUUUGCGCUGCCGACCAAGCAGGCCGCAACGUCGCCGAGCAAACCAGGCCCGCCGUCGUUCCGGUUUGGCGAGGUCAUCAUCCAAUCGACGACCAACAAGGUGACUGCGCUUGUGCUCCUCCUCUUUAUUGCGGCGACUCUCCUCCAAUGGCCGCUCGAGUGGCAGCCGCAUGCACAGGCCGGGCUCAAUGCGGUUGAGGGCGCGUGGCAGCUGGAUCCGCAGCAUGCGCUCCAAUCUGUCAUCCCGCUCUACCUGCAGCCGUACUCGUCGUCGGUGCGCGCGGUGCAGCUGGUGGUGAACAACACGGUGGUGCUCGGCGGCGACUUUGACAUGCGGCUGGUGCGGAACACGUUCAUUGAGACGGUUACGACCGACACGUCUGUGGCGCGGUUCAACGUCUCGCACACGCUGCGGAUCCAAGCUGCGCUGAACGUGGUGCUCAUGCUGUUUGUGCUGGUCAUUCUUGCUGUCGGCAAUGCAGUCAUUUGCUGGGAUGCGUAUCACCUUGUAGAGCUUGGGGACAAGCUGAUCAAGACGAUGGAGCUGCUGACGGACCAUGUGACCGGAGCGGCAGCCUUUGCGCCCGCGCUUGUUCGUGGAGUGGCGCCGGGUGCGCUGCUUGCACCGCAGCCAGGCGCUGGCGGGGUCGGCGGCGGAAGUGGCAGAUUGGGCCUCACAGCGUUGUACUCGUCGCUGGACGCCAGGCCACCGCGGCAGCGCGCGCGGUCGUUUACCGAAGUCUUUAGCACGCUUGACUUGGAGCUGCGAUCCGACGGCGACGAGUACUCGUACGACGACGAUGUUGGUGACGGCGGCCACGACUCGGACUUUAGCUCGAUGGUCAUUGUUGGCCAGCAUGCGUCAAUGCCUGCGGUGGUGGCGAUGGAGGCCGGGAGGCGCGGAGGCCGGCCGCGGCGGCGGCGGCGGCGCAAGCCGCGGACCAAGGCCGGCCUCUUCCAAGUCCUCAACUCGAUGCAGGUUGCCGCCGCCGACGUGGCCAAGCACAACAGGCUUGUUGCCCACCAACUGGCAGUCAUGGCGGCGGAGAAUCUGCGACUGCAUCUGGAGAAGCGGCAGCUGGUGGCACUCCUCCACGAGGCACACGUCAUGGCGGCGCCUGAGCUGGCUGGCACUGCCGCCGGGCAAAUGGCGGCAUUAGUUGGCGUCCUCGGCGCCGACGGGUGCGAGCACUCGCCGUGGACGGCGCCGGGACUGUGUCCGGUCGCGGCUGAGGUGACCACAGAGAGCUCCGGCCCGCCGUCGACCGACAGCAGGGGCACCGUUUCCCGGCUGCUGUCCCGGCGGCACGUGGUGUCGGGCAACAUCCGCGGGCUAGUCUACCACGCGCUGUCGUCGCCGGACGACAGCUUUGUCGAUGCCUUCCUGGUCUCGUACCGGCGGUUCCUCUCGCCGACGCAGCUGAUGGAGGCGGCAAUGGUCCGGCUCUGUCGGCUGGCGGAAGCGCACGGGGCGGAUGAUCCGUUUGCGUCGCUUGCUGCACCAUCUGCGGCAAGCUGGGGCCUUGCGCGUGUUGUCUACGUUCUCAAGCGAUGGCUCGCGCUCUCGCACGUCGACUUUGGCACCGAUCCGGAACCGGCAGAGCUGCUGCGGACGCUGUGUGGAGUCUUGCUUCCGCGGAUGGGGAUGGUCGCCGAGGCCGAAUAUCUUUUGGAGCUGCUGGAGGCGAACAACCGCGGCGACUGCAUGCACCCGAUUCUUGUGUUUGGCGAGGCCGGGCCGCCGCCUGUGGCGGUGGUCGAUCCGCCGCGGCCUCGUGUGGCGAGCGGGCCGCCGUCAUUGGCGUCGGCAAAUCCGAUCGAGGUGGCGCGGCAGAUGUGCCUCUACGAGUCGCAGCUGUUCCGGCGGAUCCGGCCGGAGGAGUUUUUCGACAAGGCGUGGAAGCAUGCGCAGGCCCACGCGCUCGCGCCCAACAUCCUUGCCUUUAUCAAUCACUUUGACGCCAUGGUCCGUCGGUUCCAGGUGGCGGUGCUCGAGGAGCCGACGCCUGAGGCGCGUGCCUGCGUGCUCGAGGCAUACAUUCGGGUGGCCCACGCUCUGGGGGAGUUGGCCAACGCCAACGGGCUGAUGGAGGUCGUCUCUGCGCUAGUCUCGACACCGAUCAAGCGGCUGCACGCGUCGUGGGCGCUCGUUCCGGACGAGUUGCGGGCGGUACUCGACCAGCUGCGGACACUGCUGUUUGAUCCGGCGCGCGGUGCCGGUCCGCGGUCGUUUGAGCCCGACGCCGCGCUUCUCGACCCGCUUCCGACCUUUAUCCCGUACCUUGGCCAGUACCUGCAGGAUCUGUUCAAGAUGGACGAGGCGAACCCAGACAUCGACGCGGAGACUGGGCUUAUCAACAUGCGUAAGGGCGCAUACGUCGCCGAGCACGUGGUCCACAAGAUUGUCCGCUGGCAGACUGCGCUCACCUACGACUUUGUUCCCUACCCUGACCUCCUCAACCUCCUCCGGGCGAGCACCACCGACGCCGAACUCGCUUACCCCGACGAUGACGCUCUCUACGACCGGUCACUCCUCAUCGAGCCUCGUGCGUAG